CGUCUUAUUCCCAAGACUCAGCCUAUAACCGUAAAUAUCCUUCAAGGAAUAACGGCCAGAGCUCACAUUUUCUCCGAAAAAAAGAAGAAGAAGAAGAUAAAUUUCUCAGAGAUGAAACUUCAGGCCAUUAAUGCUGUGAAAUGGUACUUCAAUAGGAAUUGGAAUAGAGAUGACAUGAUGAAUUCCGAUGAAAUUCCCGAGGGAGUGCACAGAACCUUGAAGCAGGUUUAAUCUGGAUUUACUUCACUCCACCAGGGAGACUGAACGUGAGGUUCUUACUCUCGAUGUUGGUUGCCUAUUCAUUCGGUGCUUCUGUUAGCGCUUUUACCAAUUAUCUCUUCAAAAGAGAGCAAAGCUAUGUUCUCAGACUUUUGGCUGGUACAACAAUUGGCAUUGGAAAUUUCUUCUAUAGAGCCAUGACAACAUCGGAAAGGAGUGAAAUCUUCAUCGGUUGCCAGAAAUAUUGUUAUUUUCUAAUGAUCUCCGGAAUUGCUUUCAUUCACUUGGACAGACACAGAGCUCUUUGGAUGAUAACGAUACACGCUGUGCAGGUAUUGUUCAUGGGGUACCUUGUGAUAUAUAGCCAAGAGAUAUUGUACGAUGCUAACAUUGGACAUAUCAAUUUCAUCAACUGCACAUUCACUGUCUUCUUCCAUUUACCGGGCAUAGUGAUCCAUGCUGCAAGACUAUGCAUGCAGGGUGCAGAAAUUGAACAACACGAACACAAUUAAAGCUGAUGCACCUUGGAACUAUAGGAUAAAUAGAGAGUAGAAUGUGCACCUUACUGUAAAUGAUGAAAAAAUGUUCCUUUGUGUCUACAUUUUACUGAUUGAAUUUAGAAUUUAUUAGUCUAAAGGAAAGUACAUUGAAUAUUUCUUGGCAAAUGAAAUACUGAUUGUUGAUUACCUUA
Messenger RNA from Solanum dulcamara, 910 nucleotides. RefSeq lists its product as uncharacterized. Bases 285 to 731 code for a protein of 148 amino acids. Gene Ontology annotation, cellular component: membrane. The record is from RefSeq and is a predicted model, not a curated record. NCBI's taxonomy places the organism in Eukaryota, Viridiplantae, Streptophyta, Magnoliopsida, Solanales, Solanaceae. The transcript is spliced from 5 exons.